AAGUCGUAGGUGGCAGCGUGAAUGAAUGAAUGAAUGAAAAAAAGUCGUUGAAGCUUGUGUUGAAAAUCUAGGUCUAUGAGAAGAAAAAGGAUGUCCACCUCAGUGACAGUGAGCCAACGCCGGCUCUGUGCUGCCAUUCUUGGUCUAGGGGGAACGGCGCCGACUCGCGGUGUGAGAGACGGUCAAUUAAGGGUUAUCAAAUUACAUUCUGCACUACAACCAUCCCUGACUCUUUCCCCACUAAGAAAGACGUCAAGGAUGAGCUGAAGAAUGUCAUUGCGCAGCCUCUAUGUCAAGCAGGCAUAGUCAUUUCUUCGUCGGACAUAGAGAUAGAGGCAGAUGACAUCUCUUCGACGAAUGAUCCUGGAGUGAAUGACGGAAGUCAUAGAACAGGUUCAGGAGGUAAAUCCGUGGAUGAAGAUGUUAGAGCAGGGGGUCCUCGUGUACUACUAUUAAGGCUGUACCUAAUACAUCUUUGGGCGCAUCCUUGAAACGUAUGGAAGAGUAUCCACCUAAGGGAAUAAUACUCUCCCAUAGUACUUUUCAAGGAUGCACUUGAAAGAUGAAUCACGGACAGCGCUAAUACUAGAUGAUGUUAGAGGGGGUCGUGUACUACUAGAGGCAGAGGGUGAUAGAACAAGAGGGAGUGGAUCGACGUUUUUCCAGCAUGAGAAAUCAUCACCAUCGACAGGUGGUCAGGAGUUCUUCUCGAAAAGGAACAAAAUUUAAGACGGGGUAGUUACAGUACACUGCACAUAGUACAACGAGGCUACUAGAAGUACUACAAGAUAGUACAAGUACACUACCAUAUACAUGUACUACAAUAUACAAGUAGUACAUCUGAGUUGUAGAGAUACAAGUACACUAUCAUAAAUACAUGUACUGCACAUAAUGCCUACUACUUGUACGUCAACAACAAAGAUUAUGGAAAUUCCACACGCCGCUCACUCUCCUAAUGUUAAAAACAAGACCACUUCGAAGCUGUAGAAAUCGAUCCUUCGGGAGCAACUUUCGAUUUUGAUACCACAGAUCCGGGAGCCGCAACAGGUUACGGCUUUCGAUAAGUGAAAUUUUUUUACCUUCUUCCACAGGAUCUCUCAGUUUACUAAAACUUAGAUUUUCAAGCAGAAUCCUGACCUGCGGCUACUGGUCCUCGACUCUACUAAGCCCUUUGAUACUUUCAAAAAUCUUCGUUCAUGUCAGUAUGACAACUGGGAUUGACACCAUUUUUUUUUUUACAAAAUACCCCUCUAUUAUCUCCGCUAACCACAAGAACGGGCCGCCCACGAAGAUGCUGCCUAUAACGACGAUGAGCGAGGAGUAGAUGGAGAGGGCGGUCUUACAAGUUGGUUCAUCGAAACUGUCAGUUCAGCGCUACCAUGGCAGCCAGAGGACUACUACGGUUAUGAGAAUAUGAUUUACGGCUUCAUUAUGUUGAAGAUUUUCGUCAUAUUACUAACUACAGCAGUUGCCGUUGGAGCUCGAUGUGAAGGACCCAUAACCUAACGACCUAGCCUGACCUUACUAAGCUAACUUUCAUCGAUCAGCGUCGGUAAUUGAUGAGUUUAUAAGAAAUCAAGUGGUCAUCUGUGGUCACCCGUUUUAGCAAGAAAAGAAAAGGCAUGAAUUCAAUGUUUCUAUUUGUUCUCAUGGCUUCAACAUUGUGUCAAGCUGAAGCUGUAGACUUUUUGGGCGAGCAGAAUCUGUCAACUGUUAGUAGAACUCUACCUCCUCUAAUCUUCUAGUAUUGACGGUCAGCAUCAUCCGGAAGAUAGCGCCAGGUAUCUUCCUUCCCAUAACGAGGGGAUACAACACCACGUCGAACACGAAUCCUAUGUAGAACAAAUGCUUGAAGGUCAUGAGCAAGGGGAGAAAGAUGACGAUGAUACUGAUGUACUAGAAUUAAGGUCAGCUUUUAUGUUUGUCCAUCUUUCUCGGCAUCUCGGUACUACCUUUUUACCGUGUAUUCUCAUGAAAUACAAGGUAAAUGAAGGGGUCAAGAUGAGCAGGGGGCCGAGAUGCAAUCGAGUCGCAGACUCUAAUAGAAGAUGACGCACUACUAGUGGGUGAUGAUCUACUUGAUCGAGAUCAACCUCAAGAUGAACCUUAUUUAUUUCAUGAACUACAACAACUACAACAAGAACAAGACUCUCUUCUAGAAGUAGAAGAAGGCCUUCAUAGUGAACAAGACGACCUUUACGACCACGACUGGGACGAUGAUUUGGAUGAUGACGGAAUGGUCGAGCUAGACGGCAACGACUACAAUUCAGCGAUAGAUGAAGGUGAAGACGAAGGUGCCGAGAGGUUCACAGACAACGGCGGGUCGACAUUUAUGACCUAGUAUGUUUCUUCUACCUUGCAGGUUGUGAGUAGGUCUUUUUUAUUACUAACUUAGACCUCCACCUUUUUUCCAAACACACUAAGAUAACGCCUUAGGCCAAAGUAGCAGAGCAGCGACAGCAGACCCGGUUGUUGCAGCUCUUGUUGAACAGCGUCGUGACAUCAUGAAACAUAUGGUCGUUAAUAGUACCUCCAACUCUACUGAUAUUAGCCGCUAAAAAACAAGAAAUGUUGUAGUUGUUACUGUUCUUUUUCUAAUCGGUUCAUGGAAGGACAAGGAGCUUCAUCUACAGGAGCACACCAACAAGAUGAAUCAUCGCAGCAGGAGCAGUCCUUUUGGACUCAAGGGGAGCGGUUUUCGGAUUACGAGCAAGCCGUAAGAUACCGAGCGGAUAGGGGUGAGUGGACGCUAGAGGAUAGAGCCGCCAUCUCGCGCGACGGACGCUCGAACCGAAGACAGAAUUAUGGCUACUUGUGAAUAUACUUAUAUAAGUCUGUCCUAUCUUUCUCAACAUAAUGCUUGUCAGUAUGACCAUGAUCUCUUUGGUACUAUACAACAACAGGCACUCUCUAAUAGACGAUGGAAAAAAGCGACUCGUUACUGUAUGCGGAAGCCUCGCCUGUUACGCUAAAAGUUAUGUUGGAAAGAAGUGACAGUGACUGAAAGCGUAGACGUAGCAACAGUCUAGAUUACUAAAACGGACUUUAGCACAGGCUGAUCAAAAUGACUAGCAAUGAAUCUUCGUAGUACUAGAUACGAACAUGUCGAUCAUGGUCCGAAACGGGAUCGAUGUAAACGGCGGAUCGUCACUUUAUUGAUACUACUUGUGCCAGCUCCUGCUCUAAGAAUAUCCAGAUAACUAGACGACCACAGCCACAGCAGGUUCCCCGAGCCUCGCCUCAGCAACCACCUGGCGCGAAACCCAAGCAACCACCUGGCGCGAAACCCAAGCAACCACCUGGCGCGAAACCCAAGCAACCACCUGGCGCGAAACCUCAGCAACCACCUGCCGCCAAGGCUCCAGUCGCUGAGCCUCAACAGCCUCAGCAGGCUCCUGUCCCCACACCAUAGCUGAAGCCUCGUACUUGUGUAAUUCCUGAGACUUCUAAGGAGGUCUCAGGGAGAGGCACUAGAAGAGCAAUUGAUUGCAUUCAUGAAACCACGGGUACUCGAGAUAAAAUCAGACGAACAAUAUGCAUGUUCAUGUUGGUUGUGAGUUGGAGCAAAAUACUUUGCUAAAAACACAAAAUGAUCAUGAAGAUGAAAAUGAAAUUAUUUUCUUUCUAUUUGAGAUAGAUUUUGAAUUCCACCGUCAAUUACAACGAGAAUUAUUUUGAACAGCAAAUACAUUCACAUUUUGACUUGAACGAACCUUGUUGCAUUAAUACUUAGACUAGAACACCGAGAUCACUUUUUCUCACACCGUAUCUCCUGCUCCAUUACCAACGAAAUGCAGAAAAUGUGCAUAAGUAGUUUUUAUCAUGUCGUUGAACUCCAUCCCUCUAGAUCUCAUUCUUUAAUAUCCCACUCUCACAAUUCCUGUCAUGAUAGAUACCCCAUUUCCUUUCAUCCACUAUCGACUUCCAAAUAUGGGAAAGCCAAACGACAACAAGACAACUUGAUUUGUACAAAAGUCAUGUAUUUUUAUCAUAGAGCCCACGUGCCCAUAUGGGACGAGUCGAGCGGAGAGCCGCAUCCUGUGGAAGAU
Messenger RNA from Amoebophrya sp. A25, 4049 nucleotides. NCBI's taxonomy places the organism in Eukaryota, Dinophyceae, Syndiniales, Amoebophryaceae. The record is from the annotation of a GenBank genome assembly.